AUAUCUACUAGGCGAAUACAUGCCUAAAUAAACUUUUGUACGGUACUGAAUUGUUAGGUUCAACAAAUACGAUCACCUGCCCUAAUUCCGGCGCAUAAACCCUAACCCCAUCCGCCCGCCGGCCGCCGUCGCCUCUGGCCACUGUUCAGUCGUUCAAGGUCCGAUUAUGCGAAGUUUGAAUCAAUAAACGGGCUUUAUAUGAAGAAAUUGGCUUUUCGAUCCUUUGGAUGAUUCCGCAUGAGGUUGAAUAGUUGCUUCUGAAGAAAUUGGUAUUCGUUUAAUUGAGGAACGGAAUGGCCUUUAAGUGUAUACCACUGAAAUCAACAGCCGAGGUUCAUAAUAUCCAUGACGUGAACUGUAUCGCCUACCAAGUCAAUCCGAAUCACGAUUUCUUCCAUUAUCAGCAUAAAAGAGCUCUCGUACCAUUCCGAGCGGGUAGCUGCAAGAUUCAAUCAGGUCUACCCUUGAGCAAAAUCAAUGGCAGAGGAACGAUUCCUUCAUUGAGGUGUGCAUCGCAGCAAGCAGGUGUUUAUCUCGAUAGGAUUUCCGAGGGCAGUAAAAAAGAGUCGAAAUCAGAAGGAUACAAGAAGUCCUACUCUCGUCGCCAACAGUCCUCUUUGGGUCGGCCGUUCGUCGAAAACGGUGAGAAGGCUAACAAUGAGAUUCUCCAAGGUUUAUGUCACCGAGGGAAGCUGUUCGAUGCCGUGAAGGUAGUAAAUUCCAUGACUCGUAUAAGCCAAAUCCCGGAUUCUGAAUGCUGCAUAAAGCUGAUCCGAGGGCUCGUCAAUCUCGACCGGACAGACAAAGCCGCUAAGGUUCUCGAUCUAAUGGUCCUAACCGGUGAGGUUCCCGACAUUAUUACCUACAACAUGUUGAUCGGUGGUUUGUGUCGGAACGAGAAUCUCGGUGCUGCCGUCGAUGUCUUGGAAAGCAUGAGCUCGAGCGGUUGCCCUCCGGAUAUAAUCACUUACAACACGAUAAUCCGUGCGAUGUUCGAUCACGGUAGAUACGACGAGGCGAUCGAAUUUUGGAAACAUCAGCUGCAGGGAGGAUGCCCGCCGUACGUCGUCACGUACACGAUCCUCGUCGAGUUAGUUUGUAAACAUAUCGGAGUGAGUCGCGCCCUGGAAAUGAUGAAGGAUUUGACGGCCGAGGGAUGUUACCCGGAUCUCAUAACGUACAAUUCGAUGAUCAAUCUGUCGGGGAAACAGGGGAACUACGAAGACGUGAUGAUGAUCAUCGAGAAUCUGUUCUCCCGCGGGAUGACGCCGAACAUCGUGACGUACAACACUCUGAUCCACUCGUUUUGCUUGUUCGGGUACUGGGACGACGUCGACGAGGCCCUUUUACUCAUGAACGAAACGUCGAACCCACCGACGGUGAUCACUUACAACAUAUUGAUCAACGGCCUGUGCAAGCACGGCCGUCUCGAUCGCGCCGUCGAUUUCCUCGCCCAGAUGGUCGAUCGAGGCCUGUCUCCGGAUAUAAUCACGUACAACACGCUCCUACGGGCGAUUUCGAAGGAGACGAUGAUCGAUCACGUCGUUCAAAUCCUUCGCGGGAUCGGCGAAACGAGGUGCUCCCCGACGGUAAUCACUUACAACAUUGUGAUUGACGGGUUCGCCAAGCAGGGUUUCAUGGAUCGAGCAAUGGACGUUUUUGAGCACAUGGUGGAAUUCGGGCCGGCACCCGAUAAUAUAACGUACCGUUGCCUUCUGUGGGGGUUCUGCCGAGUCGAUCUCGUCGAACCCGCCGUCGAGCUCCUGAGAAAGAUCGGGAAAGCCACCCGGCGCAGGAUUAGGGAAAACUGCUACAGAUUUAUAAUCCACAGGCUGUGCCAGAAGAAGGAGGUCGACACCGCCGCUCAAGUCGUCGAAAUGCUGGCGUCGAGUCGAAGCAGGUACGAUCCUUCUCUGUGUUCGAAUAUCGUUCAUGGAAUACACGCUGCAGGUAUGAUCGUUGAAGCUGUGGACCUUCGGAAGAAACUGGUGAGCAAACAUCUUUUGAAGGAAUAGCUUUUUGCGGCGAAUCAUUCAACGGCUCUCCCGUUCGAUUUGUUCUGCCGAGCGGUUCGAGAGCUCGGCGGCUGGAUAUGAAGAGUAUUUUGCAGGUACGUAGUUCUACAUAUGAGGUAAAAAUUGUUCAAUUGAAUUAUGUGGGUCUCUCUAUGGAUUUAAUUUGAGUGCUUCUUUUGCAUGUAGUAAUUUCUGAGGCUUUAUGUGUGCAUUAUAUAGGAUGUUUUUUUGUUAAAUUUAUUUUGGUGAAGUUUAUUGGGUGUGUUUGGUUG
Andrographis paniculata is the source of this 2287-nucleotide messenger RNA. RefSeq names its product pentatricopeptide repeat-containing protein At1g08610. The coding region runs from base 294 to 2015 and encodes 573 amino acids. The transcript has 2 exons. Gene Ontology annotation, molecular function: protein binding. Lineage: Eukaryota; Viridiplantae; Streptophyta; Magnoliopsida; Lamiales; Acanthaceae. The record is from RefSeq and is a predicted model, not a curated record.